UCUUGGUUCUGUGUGUAUUAAUGAUCUGUCUUUGCUAUAAUCACCACUCGUAUAUUUUAAUAUGUUUAUAAGUUGAAGCAUUGCCCUUCUGCUUUAUUAUCUCCGUGUUUCUAUAUAUUCUCCAUAUACUCUAUACACAUCUACUGUCCCUCUUUCUUGUCCUUUUCAGAAAAGCCGAGGAUAGGAGUCAUGUCGACGGGCGGCAGCUCCUUGGGGUUUGUCUACAGCGACUACAACGCUGCCCUGAGACAGUUCCGGGAGGCCAUCAUUGAUCAGUUGCACGAACCCAAGAGGGCUGGGCGGCCAGAGUUCCGGUUUGUGGAGGACAACGGCUGGCCGGUGACCACGCGCCAAGAGACGUCGCUGACGGUGCUGGACGUUAUGAGCAACCGGAGCCUGUUCAUUCAGAUGGGCGCACAGCCCACGGGCGUCGUGGCACCCAGCAGCAUCAUGGCGCCGCCGCUGAGCAACGCCCUGGUGGCGCCACGCUCGUCUCAGGCGCCCUUGGCAGCGCUUCCCGCCGAAGAGUGGGAUGGCAAGCGCAAGAAGUCCGUGCGCUUCGGCAGGUUUUCUUCCGGCUGGUUUGGUCGGUUCUCAGUGAGGUAAGGCGACGUUACUGUGUGUCGCGCAUGCGUGCACGGCCGUUUCGUCUUUUUGGAAUGGUGUGGCCCUGUUACAGUCCUCCACAACCGCAACAUCGCGCAAGGUUAUAUGCACUCCAAGAACAAUGGAACUGCUAGCAAAAGGCAACUGCUUUUCCCGUAUAUAGUCCUAACACAACCCGUUGGAGUGCGUUUACUCUUUGUUCCAAAUACAGUCACCAGAAAUUUUCCAUUGACUCUAGUUCCCAAGGAGAGUGAACGCAUUCUAUAGGGGCGUGUGAGAACUAUCGAAAAUGGGCGUAUACAUACGGGAAAAUGAGCUGCUAUUACUUCCUUUGUUCUUCAAGUAGCCUUUUUUUUAAUCAACAAGCGGCGUUCUCUGAGUGGCGGAUGUAUGAAGUGUGAUCCCAGACACCUGCGCAUUGCAGCUGCAAAUUGAUUAACAUUUGCGGUUCGUUAACGUGCUAACAACUGCAUUUUAUCCCCGUGGGCUUUUUGACGUGUGUAGUUGCAUGAUUAUGGCCCACUUUUGUGUUUUGAAAUAACACACCUGGUGCAUUAGCAGACCUCGACUAACUGUCACACGCGCACAGGUGCGUCUUGGCAAUCCACGCACAAAGACAAAGGUCACUUUAUCUGAAAACUACCCACUUCUUGUCGUCGACAGGAACG
This is a messenger RNA of Dermacentor silvarum, 1274 nucleotides long. RefSeq lists its product as uncharacterized. The transcript has 3 exons. NCBI's taxonomy places the organism in Eukaryota, Metazoa, Arthropoda, Arachnida, Ixodida, Ixodidae. The record is from RefSeq and is a predicted model, not a curated record. The coding region runs from base 190 to 606 and encodes 138 amino acids.